AUGUAUCUACGGGGCAUCCUCUCAGCACUCGCCGUGCUGCCAUUCGGCAUAGCUUCUGUCACUUCACCUGGUGACACAGCUGUGGUACCUGGAUGGCAUCUGCAGUCUGCCCUUCACGCACCAAGUAAUUUGACCGAUCUCUCCCUUCCGACUGCUCACAAUGUGAGCGCCUGGUAUCGGAUCAGCUCUCGGGCUACUGUCAUGGCAGGGCUGAUUCAAAAUCACGUUUACAACGACACACAUCUGUUCUACUCGAAUAAUCUUGCAACUCUUGACCAAACUAUCUUCCGUGCCCCAUGGCUAUAUCGUGAGGAGCUCAGGCUUCUCGCACCUCCCAAGGGACAACAUAUGUUCCUCAUCACUCACGGUAUAACGUCCAAGGCGGACAUAUACUUCAACGGAAAACAAAUUGCCUCCAAUGCCACCCAACAGGGGUCAUAUGGUGGCCAUCGUUAUGACAUCACGCCCUUUGUCCGGACUGGAAAAAAUGUCUUGUUGAUCCAGGCUCAUCCAACGAAUUAUCUCCGUGACUUUGCUCAGGGCUUCGUGGACUGGAACCCGUACCCGCCUGAUAACGGGACGGGAGUCUGGCGCGACGUAGAGCUCAAGCAGACGGGGCCUGUGUCUAUGUCUUCGCCGCGGAUUCUAACGGACUUUAUUGGUGUACAUACUGAGAAUGUUACUGCCACUAUCAAGGUGGACAUUAAGAACCAUGAGGACCGCAUUGCCAAUGGUGUUGUGCACGGUACCGUGCAGGCGCAGGAUAAGGGAUCGCAGACGGUCGCGUUUUCCAAGCAGUUCAAAUUAGAACCAUACAAAAAUGCGACAGUUUCAAUCGAUGUUGUGCUAAAGAACCCCAAGAUUUGGUGGCCUGCGACAUGGGGUAAGCAGCCACUUUACACGGUUAAGGCUAAAACCACUGUCGGUCAAAAUGAGAUCUCGGAUAUCGCGCCACCAACACAGUUCGGAAUCCGACACGUUACAUCAAAGCUUAACUCGUAUAACGACACUGAGUUCAGCGUCAAUGGAUACCCGUUCCAUGUGAGAGGAGGUGGCUAUAGUCCGGAUAUGUUCUUGCGAUUCGACCUCGAGCAUCUGCGGAACAUCUUCCGUUACAUGCUGGAUAUGGGUUUGAAUACGGUACGCUUGGAAGGAAAGCAAGAACAUCCCGAGUUAUACGAUCUUGCCGAUCGCAUGGGAUUAAUGGUGAUGUCGGGUUGGGAGUGCUGCGAUAAAUGGGAGGGGUGGAAGUACAACAACGAAGCGAACGGAGUCAAGUGGACAGAGAAAGAUUAUCCAAUUGCCGAAGCUACGAUGCUCCAUGAAGCGGAAAUGAUGCAGGCCCAUCCCUCGAUGCUGGCCUUCCUAAUUGGAUCGGAUUUCUGGCCCGACGAGAAGGCCACAAAUGUGUAUGUCAACGCUUUGAAUCGCAUGGACUGGCCCAACCCGAUUAUUGCAUCUGCAAGCAAGCGUGGAUAUCCCAAGCUCCUGGGCCCAUCUGGCAUGAAGAUGGACGGGCCUUACGAUUGGGUACCGCCUAACUACUGGUACCACGAUAAGCUUGGGGCAGCAUUUGGUUUCGGCUCGGAACAGGGGCCCGGUGUAGGAACGCCCGAGCUCGGCAGUUUGCAGCAGUUCAUGUCAGCCCAGGAGUUAGAGAGUUUGUGGAUGAAACCGGACCAGCCUCAAUGGCACAUGGCUAAGAAUGACUCGCCCUUUGCGGACCGCUCCCUGUACAAUGAGGGGCUUUUUGCGCGGUAUGGGCCACCAACCGGGUUGGAGGACUAUCUUCGCAAGUCACAGAUGUCGGAUUACGAAGGGACUCGGGCUGAAUUUGAAGCAUUCGCCAUACGCCAGAACGCAAGUCGCCCGGCCACUGGGGUGGUUUACUGGAUGUUGAACGGCGCCUGGCCUAGUCUCCAUUGGCAGUUAUUUGACUAUUACUUACGACCGGCAGGGUCCUACUUCGGCACCAAGGUGGGUGCCCGUUUAGAGCAUGUCGCUUAUGACUACGAAACGCACACUGUUCAUAUAAUCAAUCAUUCCCUGAAAAAUUUCGGAAAGCGAAAUGUCACUGUGGACUUGAUUGAUCUCAACGGCACAUCUAUGCACCAUGAAAGCAUCGCUACGUACACUACUCCAACCUCAUCAAAGCAGGUAGCAACGGUGCACGAGAUAAACAAAAUCAAAGAUGUCGGCUUCCUCAGAUUGACCCUGAAAGACUCUGGAAAGGGCACCACCAUCAGCCGUAAUGUCUAUUGGCUCCCACCCAACACGGAAACCCUAGACUGGGAUAACUCUACCUUCUACACGACACCUGUUACUAAAUACACCGAUCUCACUCCAUUGAACAAGAUGGCCACUGCAAAUGUGUCGACAAGCAUGAAGAUGACCGUGUCGAAGCACGGCUCCACAUUUGGCGAGGUGACAUUGGAGAAUAAGUCCGAUGUUCCGGCUUUCUUUAUGCAUUUGACGGUUAGCGAUGAGAACGGGCACGAGUUGGCUCCGGUAUACUGGUCUGAUAAUUAUGUUACUCUUUUCCCGAGAGAGAAACUGAUAUUGACGGUGGAGUUUCAGGGGAGGAAGUGGGCAGCUACGUUGAGUGGGGCGAAUGUAGAGAAGAGAGGAAUUGGGCGGAGCUAG
Molecule: messenger RNA, 2643 nt
Organism: Aspergillus oryzae RIB40
Lineage: Eukaryota; Fungi; Ascomycota; Eurotiomycetes; Eurotiales; Aspergillaceae
Product: putative glycosyl hydrolase
Exons: 2
Coding region: 1-2643 (880 amino acids)
Biological process (GO): carbohydrate metabolic process
Molecular function (GO): hydrolase activity, hydrolyzing O-glycosyl compounds
Source: RefSeq, a predicted model, not a curated record